ACCAAAAUGCCGAAAAAGGGUAAAGUGAACAAGUUGGCGCGCAUGUCCGAUGAGGAAAGGGCCCGGUACCUGCAACAUCGCGCUGACGUUGAGGAAGAAGCACGUAGAAGGAAACGAGAACUGGUGGCCAGAUUCAUUAAGAACAAAUUGGACAAAGAAGAACAAUUUGCAAAAAUAAACACCGCGAAGAUAAAUCAAGAAUGGCGAUACAUUCUGCGCAAAAUAAAAUGCAAGCAAAUGGCAUUAGACAUACAGGGUAUGUUGAGCAGCUUCAAUUUCCUGCUGGAGAGGAAAAAUCGCCUCCUAAACUUUCUUAUGCGCUCUACAGAGGAUUCUGAUGACCAGCACCGAAGAGCUUUUCAAGCUCAUACAGAAACUUUGAGCUAUUUUCUCAAAAUUGGAUCCCAGCGUCUCGACAAGCUACAAUCCGCAUAUGAACUUCAAAAGAACAACUUUCUCGACACUUGGGACAAAGAGGAAAUGGAUAUCACUGAUAACCAAGAUAGAGCUGAGUUUAAGUUGACGCUUGUGAAGUACAUCCAGGAUAGUGACUUUCAAACCUAUAAGAAGGAGAAGGAAAUAGAAAGAGCUACAAAGAAAAAUGAUGCACGGCUUGAGCAUGAAGAAGAAAUGCACAGCCUUUGUAAGCCGAAGCAGCUGGAAAUAGACCUGUACUGGACGAAACUGCGCGACAUCUACAAUAUGUACUUGGAGAAGCACAACCCGAUAAUGGGUCACUAUAACAGUCUGCGGGAGAAAGAUGAAUUCUAUCAAAGCGAUAUCGCCAAAAACGAUAUACAGAUACAACAUGCUACGGAAAUUUUACUGACUCUUCAAAGUGAAUGGAUCAAAACGACGAAUACGAUGAACAAUAAACUAAUGCGUAUGAGCAAUCAUAAGGAAGAAUUGGCAAAGAAGUACUGGCAAAUGAAAAGGGAAACCAAAACUGCUAGAGGGAAAGAGGAGCAGAUGCUGUCUGUAUUGGUCGAUGCUAGUCAGGAUGCCAUAAAGCGACUUCAAAAUGUAAAUGAAAAGUUGGAAAAAAUCAAACAAAUGAGUGAAAUCUGCAGUAAAUAUGAGAAAGAUCAGGACAAACUAUUCCUUGAAGAUCCCGACUCUUAUGGAACUAAUGACGAUUUUGACACAUUGGACAGUGCCAUGAUUGAUGAAUGUAAAGAAUACAAAAAGAUGGACAAAUUCCUCCUAAAAGUAAAUAGAGUAAAGGUCCAGACUAUGUGCCUCAAAACAGAGAGGAACAAGCUCGCUAAAGAAAACAUUCAACUUAAGCAAUACAUCAAGAGAUACCUCACAGAACUAGCCCUCAAGGGUGGUAAAGAGAGGCCCUUGAGUAUGAAGCUGCAAUCCGAAAUGCAGAAAAUAGAUUUGAAUGGGAAAUUAUUAAAUCGACCAGUGACUUGUAUUGAGGGAGCCUUAUCGAAUGUUGUGCUGCAUGAAAAAAGGAUGAAGUUGCAGGAGAAAAAGACUAAGGAGUUGGGAUCCAUCAGGGCCUACCCUCGCGUUUGUUUGUAA
Messenger RNA from Pararge aegeria (speckled wood butterfly), 1530 nucleotides. RefSeq names its product dynein regulatory complex subunit 2. NCBI's taxonomy places the organism in Eukaryota, Metazoa, Arthropoda, Insecta, Lepidoptera, Nymphalidae. Gene Ontology annotation, biological process: axonemal dynein complex assembly; regulation of cilium movement; cilium-dependent cell motility. Bases 7 to 1530 code for a protein of 507 amino acids. The record is from RefSeq and is a predicted model, not a curated record. The transcript is spliced from 9 exons. Gene Ontology annotation, cellular component: axonemal dynein complex; axoneme.